This is a messenger RNA of Rhipicephalus sanguineus (brown dog tick), 1214 nucleotides long. Its product is annotated as WD repeat-containing protein 74. Gene Ontology annotation, biological process: ribosomal large subunit biogenesis. Lineage: Eukaryota; Metazoa; Arthropoda; Arachnida; Ixodida; Ixodidae. Bases 57 to 1187 code for a protein of 376 amino acids. The transcript has 9 exons. Gene Ontology annotation, cellular component: nucleolus; preribosome, large subunit precursor. The record is from RefSeq and is a predicted model, not a curated record. Gene Ontology annotation, molecular function: protein binding.
AAAAAGAAUAGUACUUUCUGCGCUCGCCAGGUGGACGAUCUGGACCCUUCGCCAAUAUGGCGGCGCCCAGGUACCAUGUGUUUGUCGGAGCUGAAACUGGUCUUUUAAAAGGCGUCAACACCGAGAAGCGCACAUUCGCGAACCUGAACAGCCUGCAUGAGGUCAGCAAGAGCAAUGAAAUCACGUGUCUUCGCUGGAAAGACGCCUCCGAAUCUGAGAUUUACGCUGGCAUACGAUCACAAACUGUGAAAACGUUCUGCCCAAACAGCGGCAUUUGCAAGGACGUAUUCGAAGUCAAAGGAGGCGAAGGCCCCAUCAAAGGACUCGGGGUUGUCAACUCAAACCUUGUCACCUGCGUGAGUUCAGGACUUCUGAGGGUGUGGGCGCAGGAUGGAAACACCCAGGCAGAGACGGAGGUUGGUGCAGACGUAUUUCGAAUGCGACAGCACCCACGCAAAGAGGGAAUCGUGGCGACGGGAGGCAAGGAAAACGAGCUCAAGUUGUGGGACCUGGAGAACUUGCAGAAACCCGUCUUUACGGCAAAAAAUGUCCGGAAUGAUUUCCUUGAUCUCAGAGUACCAGUAUGGGUUACAGACAUGGACUUUAUGAAUGAUUCCGAGAAAAUUAUUGCCAUUACAGGGCAUCACCAGGUUCGUGUUUACGAUCCCUGUUCCCGGCAGAGGCGACCUGUCAUUGACUUUGAGUUUGACGAGUAUCCCCUGACGUGCUUGUCUCUGACGCCACGACCAGAGCAAGUUGUGGUUGGAAACAGUCACGGCCGCGUCGGUCUGCUGGACAUCCGCCGCAAGGGCAUGGUGCACGUGUACAAGGGAGUGGCCGGCAGCAUCCGCUCCGUCUGCUGCCACCCGACUCUGCCCAUCGUGGCGAGCUGCGGCCUCGACCGCUUCGUCAGAGUUCAUGACCUUCACUCCCGCCUGCUCAUCACCAAGCUGUACCUCAAGUCGAGGCUCAACUGCCUGCUGAUGCGAACAGACUUCACCGUUGAAGACGAGGAAGAGAAUAAAGACGAAGAAGAGGCUGCAGCCGAUGAUGAACUCUGGGAAGAGAUGGAGGAAGUCGAUGAAAUGGCCGACGUUUCGGUGAAGAAGGUCCCCACGAAGAGAAGCCGCGAAGUCACCGUCGCAAAGAGCAAAAAGAGGAGAAAAUCCAUUAAAAAGGAUGGCUAGAGUAUAAGACAAAGGUGCUGGUGUGUU